UUGGCACUCGCAAUAAAACCCCCUCACUACGCACACAAACGCAGCAGGGAGGAGCGCGCAAGCAACCUGUUCGACCUCGUGCUCACACUGCAGCUCAACUCAGCGCAGCUCGCCAUGGGCAUGGCUCAGGAGCACCAAGAAAGCUCGUCGUCGUCCUCGUCCUCGUCCUCGGCUACCUCCACUUCGUCCUGCAACUCCGCAGUGACGGACGCGUCGUCGUCGCCGGCGAUGAGAGCCAAUGCCGUGGUCGGCGGGAAGAGGAAGCAGGAGGUGGUAGGAGAGGUGCUACUUGAGGCUGGCGGCGCAGAAGAGGAGGAGGUGGAGGAAGGGAGGAAGACGACGGCGGCAACGAAGAAGAGGAAGCGGAGCAGCGACGGGAAGCACCCGGUGUUCCGCGGCGUGCGGAUGCGGGCGUGGGGGAAGUGGGUGUCGGAGAUCCGCGAGCCGCGCAAGAAGUCGCGCAUCUGGCUGGGGACCUUCCCCACCGCCGAGAUGGCCGCGCGCGCCCACGACGUCGCCGCGAUCGCCAUCAAGGGACGCGCCGCGCACCUCAACUUCCCCGACCUCGCCGGCGUCCUGCCCCGGGCCGCCUCCGCGGCGCCCAAGGACGUCCAGGCCGCCGCCGCAUUGGCCGCCGCGUUCAGCACGUCGCCGGAGGAAUCCGACGCCGCGCCAUGCGUUGUCCACGCAGACGUCGACGACGAGCAGCGGCCGGUCACCACCAAGAACGACUCCUCCGCCACCGCGCCGGAGUCCGCCACGCCGUCGACCAGCAGUGAGACGGCGGUGGAGGCGGAGGAGCAGCAGCUGUUCGACCUGCCGGACUUGCUGUUCGACAUCCAGGAAAUGCCGUUCGGGUUCGCGACCAUGUGGGCGCCGCUCCCCGACGUCGACGAGGUCAAUGCGGAGCUCCGGCUCGAGGAGCCAUUGCUUUGGGACUUGGGAGUAGCAGAUGCUUAAUCACAAGGACUAAACAGCAAUAUACUACUAGGAUUAAUUACCAGUUUUAAUUUCUUAUUUUUUUCCUUUUUAUUUUCUUUUGUAGUUUAUUACCUUUGGAAAAGCAGUAUUUCUUCCUUCUACUUUCUUCCUUUUUUUCUAUUUGCUUAAUAAGGGGGUAAUAUCUAAUAUAUACAAAUAGUCAAAUACUACUGAGGAAAAAAAAUGCUAUAUACAUAUAGUGUAAUGGUAUCUGCAGUAACAUUAUUAUUGUUAUUGCUACAUAGUUGUGUGUGAACUGUGCAAGUAGUUGACCUUGCUAGAAUUUAGGUGAUGUAUACUGUGUACUCCAUGUUCUGUAUUGAGUUCCCCAGAAAAAGAAUUCAUCAGUGUGUAAUGCAAUGGAAAUUGAGCUGAAACAAACAAGUUUCCCAGGAACCUGGUCCAGCUAUAGGAUGUUACUGGCUCACUGCAGCUGACUUUGGUAAUAUUAAAACUCCAUUCCCUUGCUCUGCUAAU
This is a messenger RNA of Oryza brachyantha (malo sina), 1458 nucleotides long. RefSeq names its product ethylene-responsive transcription factor ERF038-like. The transcript has a single exon. Lineage: Eukaryota; Viridiplantae; Streptophyta; Magnoliopsida; Poales; Poaceae. Gene Ontology annotation, biological process: regulation of DNA-templated transcription. Bases 115 to 960 code for a protein of 281 amino acids. Gene Ontology annotation, molecular function: DNA binding; DNA-binding transcription factor activity. The record is from RefSeq and is a predicted model, not a curated record.